Sphaerulina musiva SO2202 is the source of this 5419-nucleotide messenger RNA. RefSeq lists its product as uncharacterized. Gene Ontology annotation, biological process: protein transport. The coding region runs from base 187 to 5052 and encodes 1621 amino acids. The record is from RefSeq and is a predicted model, not a curated record. The transcript is spliced from 2 exons. NCBI's taxonomy places the organism in Eukaryota, Fungi, Ascomycota, Dothideomycetes, Mycosphaerellales, Mycosphaerellaceae.
CCGUUUGCUUCUUGUUGCAUGCUGCCCUUCUCUUCUUUUCCUCCCCCUGCCCUGCCCCUUCACCACCACGUGCAGCCCAGAGUUCACGGAGAUAAGCUUCGUCCUUAGGUUGAGACUAUCGGACUAGCCGCCGAGCUACGAAAACAGCUGGGGCCCGCUGAGCGCUGCUCAGUGCUCACCCUGAACAUGGGCUCUGAAGCAACCACUCUCACCUACAGCAGACCGUCCACCAAGGCAGACAAGGUCGUCGCCAUGAACGGCCCCAACGGCAGCAUACAGCAGGUUCAUCCCCAUCGCUCGUCCAGGAGCAAGCGCAAAGCCCGGUCCUGGAGAGGCUAUCUGGCCGACAAGGGCCUCAAGAUCUUUGUGUGGUAUGCCCUGUACACCAUUGUGUUUACCUGCCCUCGCUCUCAGAACGACAUCACGGACGACACGAAUCAGAUAUGCAAGAACUACCUGCCCGCCAGAGAUUUCAUCCUGCCUCACGCACAGCCCUACUACGACCAACACCUCGCUCCGUAUGUCCAGCGAGCACAGCCCUACUACGACCUCGUCAACGAAAAGGCCUACAAGCCAGGGUACGCCGCGUACCAGACCUACGCCGCCCCUCGUGUGUCUCAAGCAAAAUCGCUCGGGCUGCAGCAAUGGGAACAGACUGUCAAGCCGCAACUCGAUUUGGCGCAACAGCAGGUGGACAAGCAGUAUCAGCAGACACUUGCACCCCACGUGAAGAAGGCGACAGAUGUGGUACAGCCAUACUAUGAUGGACUGGUAAACUCGGCAAGUGACAUUUGGCAGCUCGAGCUCGAGCCAGUGUACCGCAAGACUGCCCCGUACGCACACAAAGUUUAUCAGCAAGGACAGGCAUUCGCCAUACAGACCGCUCUACCACAGGCGCAGUAUGUUGGUAAUGCUGCCUAUAGUUUUUGGGCUCGCAACAUCUGGCCACGCAUACGUAUACUGUAUGGCGAGAAUGUCGAGCCUCAAUUGAUGCGUAUCACCGAGCGCCUUGGUCGCUACAAAGAUGGCAAGAAGCUAGAAGCCGAGAUUCAUAGUGUGGAAGCCUCCUCAAAGAUGUCGAAGUCUUCAGCGAGCGCCGAAUCGAUGGCAUCAUCUAUUGCCUCCACUCUGAGUGAAGCCACCGAAAGCCCCUCUUCUGCCGCCAGCGUCGCUGUCAGCUCGACCCCAACACCAUCCGCCGACCCUGCCAUCCAAUUCCAGGAGGAUCUCAAGAGCUGGGAAGAAAUCAGCCACAAAGCAGCUGAAGAGGGCUCGGAAGAUCUUGGUGAGCGCAUUCAGGACAUCACCGCUCAGCAAGUCAAGAGCGCCAAUAGUGUCGGAAGCGCUCUGGUUACACAGCUGGAGGCCACCAGUGCGAGCGCGCUGGAGGGCGUUAAAUCCCGUAUCCAGUCCAUUGUCAAGAGCUUGCCAGAGUACCCUGAAGACAAGGAUCUUGCAGCUGCUAACGAGCACCUUGUCCAAGCGGUGCGCUCAGCAGGACAGAGCAUCAAACAAAAGGCUCAGGCUGUUCGUGAGUGGCGCCAGACUCGACAGACUGAGACCGAGAGCCUUGUAGGCAAGGCACUCCAGUCGACCCUCGAGACCAUUGACAGCAUCCGCGAGCUCCGCUUGACUGAAAUCGGCCGCAAGUACGCUUCGUCCUCGCUCCCACAUAAGGAGUGGAGCAAGUACAACGACAUCAAGAAAGCCACUCAAACUUGGCGCAACGAUGUCGAGAAGGCUGCACGCGAGCACAAGGGGCUUGUAGACGCAACCUCUGCCGUCGAGGAGAUUGAGCAGAUUGCCAUGGGCAUCGCAGAAGAUUCUGCGAAAGAAUUGGCCCGGCUUAAGAAGUCUGGACAGUGGAAAAUUGCUGCCGAUGAUGCGAGCGACGACUUCGAAACUAAGACUGUGCCACCACCUGUGCGCAAAGCCAAAGAUUAUAUCGUGGAGCAAGCUGCCAGCCUCUCGGAGCAGGUCAUUGGGUCGUCUACUGGAUCGAUUGAGAGUGCUACAUCUGCUGUGGCCCAACAGGCGUCGCAGGCUGCGUCUCAAGCCAGUGAGGCCGUCUAUGGGUCCGCCGGAAGCGCCGAAAGCGUUGCCAGCCUUUGGUCAUCUGUGACGUCGAGUCUCUCCGAGCAAGCUAUCAGCGCGCCAACUGGAUCUGUCGAGAGUGCCACAAGUCAAGCGAAACAGUCGUAUUCCAGUGUUGCCUCUCACGGAUCAGAUUCCGUCUCUGUCGUCGCUAGCUCUGCUUCGAGCAUGGUAUUCGGCGAAUCCAGCUUGUCUGACACCAUUAGGCAGGCUGCCUCUUCUGUUUCCAGUGCCGUCGUCGGGGAAUCCAGCCUUGCAGAUACAGUAUCAAGUGUCGCAUCGCAGGCCUCGAGUUCCGCUUCGAACCUGGCAUCACAAGCAUCUAGCUCUGCCUCGAGCGUAGUUGUUGGAGAAUCGAGCCUGACAGAUACCAUUAAGGAAGCUGUCUCAUCGGCUUCGAGUGCGGUAGUGGGCGAGUCAAGCUUUACUGACUCCGUUGCUGAUGCACUUUCCUCGGCUACCGAAAGCGCGAAAAGUGUGAGCCCACAACUCGCCAGUAUCAUAGCUGCUCAACGCGACCAGGCCCAGGAAGUCAUUGAGCAGGCAACAGACAGUGUCUCCUCUCUGGUCAGCAGUGCCACCCACACGCCAAUUGCAUCUUCGAUCUCCUCGAGUGCUUCGUCUGUUGUGAGCGCCGCCUCUUCUACUGCUGCCUCCAUCUACAACGAUCUGCCGGAAGCUGAAGAAAUCGCCCACCAGCCAAGGAAGGUCUUUGGAGGUGCCAUGGCGCAGGAGCUCAAGGAACCGCGUGAGCCCAUUCUUGAAGGCGACUAUGGCGAUGUUGUGGACACUGGUGAUCUUGGUGGCAACGAUCGUGGUGAGAGCAUACAGCAGAUCAUACAGAACGCCUACAAGGCCGCUGCGCCGACCGAAGGCUCUUUGGAAAGUGCGUCCAGCCUUUACAGCAACGCCAUCAGCCAAGCAUCUUCACAAUAUGAUGUCGUGAAGUCUUACAUAUCUGCACAAAUCUCUGGAACGCCACUCCCUGUUCAGCAGCAGGUUCUCGAAAACGCCGGAGCCGCGUACUCAUCUGCAAUCACGGCUGCAUCGUACGCAGCAUAUGGCACGCCUAUCACCGCUGCACCCCUUGCCGCUGCUAGCUCAGCGUACAAUCAGGCCUUGAAUGAAGCGUCGAAGAGUUAUGCUUCUGUCCAAUCGCGCAUCUCGAGUGCAAUUUACGUUGCUGGCACCGCUGAGCCUGCACACCAACAAGUUCUUUCUUCAGCUCAAUCAGCAUACUCAUCGGCCCUCACUGCUGCUUCUUAUGCUGCGUAUGGCACACCAGUCACUGCUGCACCCUUAGCUGCAGCCAGCUCGGCCUAUUCCAGUGCUGCUCUCGAGGCGUCGAGGCACUAUAACGCCGUCAGGUCUCGUGUCUCUGCUCAAGUCUCAGGAACCCCUGAGCCUGUUCAGGAGCAAAUGUUCGCAUCUGCCGAAUCAGCGUAUUCUGGCGCCCUGCAGGCUGCUAGUUCCAGAUACUACUCCGCAUUUCCAACUCAGAACUACUUUGAGAGCAUAUCUUCUGUCGCAUCAUCGCGGCUCGCAGAUGGUGUCAGCUUGGCCCAGGAGCAAUAUCAGCAAGCAAAGAUCGCUGUCGGUGCUCAGCCAACACCUGCCCACCGGCAAUACAUCUCUUCAGCGCAGGCCGCCUACUACCAAGCACUCGGUCUGGCGCAUGGUCGUUACACUGAGUUUAUGGAUGCCGCUUCUAGUGUGAUCGCUCCGACCCCAACUGCCACGGGGUAUCAGAAGUCGGUCGAAGAUGCUCUCAGCGCAGCCAGAAGUGCUUAUACUGCGUACACAUCUGAAGCAUCAUCGAAAUAUGAGUCCUUGCUCGACAUGGCUAGUAGCGCGGCAAGCGCACAAAGCACUGGCGUCGAAAAGGGAACGCUCGCCCACUUGCAAGAGCAAAUGGCAGAUGCUGUCGCGUUGGCUUCAAGCAAGCUCGCAGAUGCCAGCACGUCUGUUAGCUCUGCUUAUGCUGCUCCGGUACCUACAGAGAAACCGCUCGCCUCGCAAGCCUCUGAAAAUUGGGAAGCUCUCAUAUCCAAGGCGAGCGAACAGGUCUACGGUGCGCCUCCGCCAUUCACUGCACAGGCUUACAGUUAUGCUACCGAGUAUGCUGGAUCGGUUACCGAAGCUGCUGCCCACGCAACUGCUGCUGCCGCUGCACAGUUUGAACAAGUCCAGGCUCUCUUCUCCGAGCUCAUUGUUGGGAAAGAAGCUGAUUUCACUGCCAGUGUGUACAGCAGACUUCAAUCUGCAUACGCCACAGCCGCUCCAGCCUUGGCAUCUCAGGUCUCGAGCUACGCCAGUGAUUCUUAUGAUUCUAUCUCAUCUGUCGUUUCGGCGGCAUUCAUCCCACCAACACAGGUUCCCACGAUUCUUGAGCAGGUCCAGGAGCAGUUGAACGCUGCAGUCAAUGCGGCUAGUGUGCAGGCAUAUGGCACAGAGAAGGGCAGGCUUCAGCAAGCUACUGAGGCCGCUGCCAGCAUGUAUAGCGAUGCUACGUCUCGAGGAUCUGAAGCUAUAUACGGGACUCCAGCACCGUAUGUCGCUGUCGCACAAUCCUCGGUCCUCAACAUUGGUGCCUCUGCUAGCUCUGCUAUCUCAGCAGCAAUUUUUGGUGGUCCCACGCCCACACUUGAGGCAGCAGGAAAUGCCGCUGCAUCUGUCGCAUCCUCGAUACAGAGCAAGGCUGCUGUGCAAGCCUCAUCCGCUAGCGCCGCUGUGAGCAGUGCUAUCUAUGGAGAGGAGCAGACAUAUAUGGAAGGUGUUCAAAGCCAACUGAGUGCGGCCAUGGCCAGUGCGAGCAGCAAAAUCGCAGCGUUCGGAGGAGAUGCUGGCAGUGCUAUGAGCGACGCUGUGAGCACCGCGAGCUCAGUCGCGGAGCAAGCCGCCAGCAGUGUCAGCUCGGCCGUCACCGCUGCGACCGAGCGGGUGAAGGAUGAGCUCUAGAGGAUAUCUAAAGUUACCUCCGAAUGCCCUCGGCAUCCCCGUCUUCAUGUACUCGCACGUACGAGAAGCGGUGCUCUCAGAGAGUCAAUGGAGAGUGGCUGGACAAGAAAUCACACGGCAGGCGCACAGAGGGUCACAGAACCUUUUGCGUGGAAAUGUCGUUGGCGUGUAACAUGAAAAGGGGGAGAGGAGAAAUGAGAAUAGCGACAGUAAUGAGAGAUUGGUCAAGGGUGGGACGUGAGUGGCCUGCUGGAAUGCGUUCUUUGGUUCUUUAUGGCGAUGAUAUCCCAUGACGCUUGUAACGUUUACGAAUACAUGUAUGCUACGGGUAGACAGAGUGUAAUGAGUGUAAAUGCGAAUAAAUCCG